Messenger RNA from Penicillium argentinense, 1875 nucleotides. RefSeq names its product Zn(II)2Cys6 transcription factor. The record is from RefSeq and is a predicted model, not a curated record. Gene Ontology annotation, biological process: regulation of DNA-templated transcription; DNA-templated transcription. Lineage: Eukaryota; Fungi; Ascomycota; Eurotiomycetes; Eurotiales; Aspergillaceae. Gene Ontology annotation, molecular function: DNA binding; zinc ion binding; DNA-binding transcription factor activity, RNA polymerase II-specific. The coding region runs from base 1 to 1875 and encodes 624 amino acids. The transcript has a single exon.
AUGCCGGUGACGCCCCGAUCGACCAAGCAGAGCGGCCUGGCGUCUCUCGCGUGCACCGAGUGUCGCAAGCACCACCUGAAAUGUGACGCGCACAAGCCCUCGUGCUCGCGGUGUCUGCAGAACGGCGAAUUCUGCCAAUAUCUGCCCUCGCGCCGCGGGGGUCGCAGGAAAGCCCGUGAAUCGAGUCGCCGGCCUCCUUCCUCCAGCCAUCCUGAUCCGGUGAAUGUCAGUAUGCCUCCUGCCUCUACCCUGUUGACUGGACCAAGGCCAACCGAAUACCAGUCCAUCCUGAUCCCGCCGGUCGCCCGCCCCGACCAGCCCAAUACUCCCGACAGCACCUCGCCGCACCGGGUGCCCGACAGCGCCAGCAUCCCUGCAGGCCAGGUGCCAUGGCCAGUCAUUGCCCCCCGAAAUGAGCUGAAUCAACAGCGUCUGGCGUCAUCGAUGGAUCCUUGGUUCCACGACGAUCGUUUUCUUCGCUUGUUCUACGAGAAUUUCCAUGUCGCCCAUCCGAUCAUCGUCCCCCAUGAUGCUUACCAGGACCGGCAGUACCCCGAAUUCCUGCAACUCGUGGUGAACUUUGUCGGCUCCCACUAUGUCCCAUCAAGUCCAAACCAACAGUACAGGGACAAGGUCAUCGCCGAGCUGACCUGCAACCCAGCCCGCUCCCCCUGCAUGGUGCAGGCGUGGCUGAUCUAUGCGAUCGCGAUUUACGCCCGCGGCGAGUGGCAAGAGGCGCAGAAUGCCUUUUCGCACAGUGUUGAGCUGGCGCUGGAAUUGGGGAUGAACCGCCGCGAAUUCGCGACGUCGGUUCAGCCUGAGAGCUCGAUCGAAGCUGAAAGCAUGCGACGGACUUGGUGGGAGCUGUACAUCACAGAUAUCUUGCUGGCUGCGCCGUUCAAAGGAACCACUUUUCUUUGCAGCACAAUGGCGCCCGAGGUCGGGUUACCCUGUGAGGAAUCGGCAUAUACGGGCACCGGCGAGAUCCCGGCACCUCGCAAGAUCCUCGAUUUCAAACGGAGAAUCUUUGCGCCCGAAGAGACCGUCUUUUCAUCAUUUAGUUAUCGCAUCGAAGCAACAACUAUCCUUUGCCGUGCCCUAGUUUUGAACAAGCUUCGAGACUACCAUCGUGAUCAUCUCCAAGCCGUGGAAAAUGCGCUCGUGAGCUGGGUCAACCACUUGCCCCCCAAGAAGCUGGACAUUGUCGAUUCAUAUGGGAACAUCGACGAGAUGAUGUUUCAGGCCCAUAUCACCAUUGCAUAUGCAACCAUGCUACUUCACCUUCCUCGAAGUGAUCUCCAACCUGUUCUGUCACAGGCCGAUGAUCACUUCUGGCCGGUUGCGACGCGCAGUCUGGCAUCCACCCUCAAUCGACCAAUUCACAGCAUCAAAGCGACCGACGCCUCGCGACGCAUCUCGGAUGCUAUCUCACUCUGCCCUAACAUCAUCAAACACACCCCUUUUGUCAUCCCGGCUUUGGCACUCUGUGGAAUGACCCAACUCGCGACUGCUAUCAAGCACACUCAAGAGUGCUUUGACCACCACUACAACCGGGUCACUCUCAUUCUUGGAUGCCUCAAAAGCACCAAACGGAUCUGGAAUCUUGCGGAUACUGCCUACAACCACCUACGUAUCUCCGCAGCGGACGGGUUGUCGGACUCCAUGGAGCGAUGGAGCACCGAGCCACUCAGAAAGUUUUUCCCGACGGAUCUGACACCAAGUAGUACAGAGCGCAGCCAGCAGCCAACGCGGCCAUCAUCGGCAAUUUCGGAGGGUCAAGAUAUGCUGUUUCCACCGAUUGUCCCUGCUUUCGUGGAUCCGACCUGCUACAACGAUUCGUUCUUCACGUCCAUUCCGGAUUUCGAUAUCACCUAG